CCCCCCUUCCUUUCUUCCCCCACCUCCCUUAUUCUCUCUCUCGCGUUGCAGAGCAAAAUCGGGCCUUCUCUUCAUCACCAAGAAUGUGAUUCCGAUCGAUCUCGAGCCCCGGGAAUAUUAGUCCGAAUCUGGAGAUUUCUCCGUUUUCCUGUGCCUCUCCUUCCGCCGGUCGUCGUGGGUACGGUCUCUGGUCGCCCCUCAUUGGCGGAUUUCUUAUGCUGGUGAUUCAACUUCUGGAUAUCUUCAAGUUUAAUGGAGCAGAGGCUCAUUGAUCCUGGAUCUCUUUUACUAGUUAAACCUAGUGCUGUGGCAGCUAUGGCUACAAUUGAGAACUUUGGAAUUGCUAUGGUUGUGCGGAUGAUUUUAGCUCAUUCCAGCAGCUAAAGAUUGCAUCUGGGGAUGCCGAUAAUACAUUGGACAAUGUUUAAUUGUUCAUGCAAUAAAAAAAGGGUCGUCCAGAAUGUCUUUCAUUUCCUGCUUCCUUGUCAACGAUUUUUGAAUUUCCAAGUCACAGCAAGUGACAAGUACUUAGUCACCAGCAUCACCUGUGCAAGUGCUCAGUUAAAAGUUCAGUAAGCCACUGCCAAUCAGGGCUGUGGAGAACUGAAGUCAUGGAACGGUACAAAGUCAUUGAGGAGUUAGGAGAUGGAACUUGUGGAAGUGUCUUCAAGGCAUUGAACCUAGAAACAAAUGAGAUUGUUGCCAUCAAGAAGAUGAAGAGGAAAUUUUAUGUUUGGGAAGAGUGUAUUAAUCUGCGGGAAGUGAAGUCCCUUCGUAAAUUGAACCAUCCCAAUAUUGUCAAGUUGAAGGAGGUUGUCAGGGAGAACCAUGAGCUUUUCUUUAUAUUCGAAUACAUGGAGUGUAACUUGUACCAGGUUAUGCAAGGCAGACAAAUUCCAUUUUCUGAGGCAGAGAUUCGGAAUCUUAUGUCACAAGUCUUGCAAGGGCUAGCUUACAUGCAUAAGAACGGAUAUUUUCAUCGUGACCUUAAGCCAGAAAACCUGCUUGUAACGGAUGAUGUUAUUAAAAUUGCUGAUUUUGGCUUGGCGAGAGAAGUAACAUCUGUACCACCUUACACUGAUUAUGUUUCAACAAGAUGGUACCGAGCUCCUGAAGUCUUACUGCAGUCUCUAACAUAUACUCCUGCAAUUGACAUGUGGGCCAUUGGUGCAAUACUGGCUGAACUUUUCACAUUAAAUCCUCUUUUCCCUGGUGAAAGUGAAACUGAUCAAAUAUACAAGAUAUGCAACGUGCUUGGAACACCUGAUUAUGCCACAUGGCCUGAAGGGAUGUACCUCUCGCAAUCCCUGAACUUCAGUUUUGUGCAGGUGAAGCCUGCUAACCUUUCAGAACUUAUUCCUCAGGCCAGUCCAGAUGCACUUGAUCUGAUUAUGCACCUAUGUGCGUGGGAUCCACAGAAGAGGCCUACAGCAGAGCAGUCACUUCAUCAUCCCUUCUUCAAUGUUGGCAUGCUGCAUACUUUCCCUUUCCUGGCAUCAGAUGGCCUUGAGGAAACACCAAAUCAAGCUGAACCUGAGCCAAAGCUUGAGCUGAAUCUGUGGGAUUUCGGUACUGCAUCAGAUGAUUGCUAUCUUGGACUGACAUUGGGGAUAAAACCUAGUGUGUCUGAUCUGGGUGUCGUACCCAAAAUCUCACAUAUUUGCGAGUAUGACUUCAUCGGCACACAGGGAAUGUUGCUUGAUUCUGAAUUUCAAGGCUACUCUGGGACAUCAACAGCAUUUUGGCCAUUGUUAACUCUGGCCUGCAGUUCAAGUGCUGUACCAGUGAGUUCCUCGUUGCAGUCUUCUUAUUUGAGAAACGGCAGUCAAGCCAUGAAUCCACCUAUUGGAGUCGGAGAAUCUUCAGAAUUUGCGAUUGCUGCAAUGCAGUCCAAUUCUUUUGACAGGCAUUCACUUGGGUUGGCGAUCUCAUUGCCCUUCCAUCAGGGACGUGUUUGAGUAAAUUUAUGGACCACAGCCCUGUUACCACUAACUAUAAUCUCUAACACUAAUACUUGUAGAUAUCCUUUUUUUUUUUUUUUUGGGGUUUUUCCUGAUGAAAGAUGUUUGGGUUUGGAAUUUGGUGAAGCAAAUGUUAAUAAAUUGAGCUGAACAUUGUACCAAAUUCCUCCAAAGUCUUGCUGAGAUUCUUGUGAAUAUAGAUGCCACUUUGUGGUUUCUUCUA
Nymphaea colorata (pocket water lily) is the source of this 2184-nucleotide messenger RNA. RefSeq names its product cyclin-dependent kinase F-3. The record is from RefSeq and is a predicted model, not a curated record. Bases 612 to 1958 code for a protein of 448 amino acids. Gene Ontology annotation, biological process: intracellular signal transduction; protein phosphorylation. NCBI's taxonomy places the organism in Eukaryota, Viridiplantae, Streptophyta, Magnoliopsida, Nymphaeales, Nymphaeaceae. Gene Ontology annotation, cellular component: nucleus; cytoplasm. Gene Ontology annotation, molecular function: ATP binding; protein serine/threonine kinase activity. The transcript has 17 exons.